CGGAGGAAUGGGAAAACGGAGAGCGCCGCUCUAACAAGAACGAUGGCGAGGUGUCGUUUCCGGAAGUGCAUUGCCGCUCAGCUUUCACAUGUUUUGAAGAUCCCCCCAGAAAGCCUGAUAAAAUCAAUCUCUGCUGUUCCAGUAUCAAAAAAUAGGCAAACUGCUGAUUUCCAAUUUUCUAUGAGUCCUGUAUUAGAUGCAAUUUCUACAAAUUACACAACUUCAGAUAUUAAUCUUCAGGCAGAAGAGCUGGCAAACAAGCUAAAAUGUGAUGCAGUCGUAAGCCAAAUCAGCCCAGGUAAAGGAACGGUAGAUUUCACGAUAAAUCGAGACUUAUUAGCAAAGACAGUGCUGCAGCAAGUAUUUGAAGACGGCUCUGAAUAUGGAAUAAAGAGUGAACUUUUUUCAGACUUGCCAAAAAGAAAAGUUCUGAUUGAUUUUAGUUCACCCAACAUUGCGAAGAAAUUUCAUGUUGGCCACCUGCGUUCUACAUUAAUAGGGAAUUUCAUAGCAAAUAUCAACGAAGCAAUUGGGCAUCAAGUAACAAGAAUCAAUUAUCUUGGAGACUGGGGCAUGCAGUUUGGGCUGUUGGGAGCUGGCUUCCAGUGGUUUGGAUCUGAAGAAAAACUAAAAUCUAAUCCUUUGCAGCAUCUUUUUGAGGUUUAUGUACAGGUCAACAAAGCUUCAGAAGAGGAUGAAAACAUAAAAACUCUGGCACAAGAUUUCUUUAGAAAAUUGGAAGCGCAGGAAGAAGCCGCUGUGUCACUGUGGCAGCAUUUUAGAGAUGUUAGCAUUGAAGAAUAUGCUCGGAUAUAUAAGCGUCUGGGAAUCUACUUUGAUGAAUAUUCUGGAGAAUCCUUUUAUCAAGAAAAAAGCAAAGACGUUCUAAAGAGACUGGAUGCAAAAGGACUUCUUAUGAAAAUAGAAGGAGUAGGAAAAGUUCAACUUUCUGAAACUGGAGACCAGGUUGCUGUGAUGCGAAGUGAUGGAACUUCGCUUUACUUAACAAGAGAUCUUGCUGCUGCUAUAGACCGAAUGGAAAAAUAUAAGCCUGAUGUUAUGUUAUAUGUUACAGAUAAAAGUCAGAGUUCUCAUUUUCAACAGAUGUUCCAGAUUCUGAAAUUACUUGGUUUCAGUUGGGCAGAAAGGUGCCAACAUGUGCCUUUUGGGAGAAUUCAAGGCAUGAAAACUCGACAAGGAGAAGUGAUUUUCUUGGAAGAUGUUUUAAAUGAAACUUGUUCCCUAGUAUUAGAGAGACGUGCCUCAACAAAAACCACAAAAGAAUGUGACAAUCCUCCUGAAACCGCAGAACGGAUUGGGCUCGCAGCACUUAUCAUUCAGGACUUCAAAGUUCUCUUAUCGUCUGAUUAUCGGUUUAACUGGGAUCACGUUCUUCAGAGCAAAGGCGAUACUGGUGUCUUCUUGCAAUAUACACAUGCCAGGCUACGCAGUUUAGAAGAAGUAUGUGGUUCUGUCAAUCAAGGCACUCCCAUGAACCCUGCUUGUUUACAAGAUCCACUAGCAAUAUCCUUACUUCAACAUCUUCUCGGAUAUGAUGAAAUUAUUUACCAAUCUUCACAAGAUCAUCAGCCGAAGCAUAUUGUUAAUUAUCUGUUUAAACUCAGUCAUUUAGUAUCUGCAGCUCAUAGAAAUCUCCCUGUGAAGGGCAGCCCUCUGGAACUCGCUCAGGCAAGGCUCUGCCUUUUCCACGCUGCUCGGUCUGUUCUAGCCAAUGGAAUGAAGCUUCUAGGAAUCACACCUGUAGAUAAAAUGUAAUGGGGCAAUUUCCUUGAUGCUUUUCCUGUGUAUCGCUUAUGAAGAUUACCUGAUCUCUGACUUGGACGUCGUGGUCUUUCCAAAGUAAUGGAAAUGUUCGGAAGCCCCUGUGACAUGAAUUUCUCUUUUCUAUAAUAAAGCCAGUUCCAGGUUUUAUUGGUA
Molecule: messenger RNA, 1938 nt
Organism: Thamnophis elegans (Western terrestrial garter snake)
Lineage: Eukaryota; Metazoa; Chordata; Lepidosauria; Squamata; Natricidae
Gene: RARS2
Product: arginyl-tRNA synthetase 2, mitochondrial
Exons: 20
Coding region: 43-1776 (577 amino acids)
Biological process (GO): arginyl-tRNA aminoacylation; mitochondrial translation
Cellular component (GO): cytoplasm; mitochondrion
Molecular function (GO): ATP binding; arginine-tRNA ligase activity
Source: RefSeq, a predicted model, not a curated record